UUGGAUUGGCGGGGAAGGGUCAGGAGCUACGGGCCCUUGGGCUCAGGCCCAGGCCCAGGCCACCAGGGACAGUCGCAUUUAGUCCAGCUGGUGUAUCAGCGCCCGCCCGGCCCGCUCCGGCCAUGGAUGCCUCUGGCUCCUGGAUUCUGACCCGGGUCCCCGCGCUAGGACUGGCUGCGGUGGCGGCGCUGGGGAUCGUGGCCUGGUGUAUCACGCGUCCCCGGGCGCGCCAGCGGCUGCGGCAGGUGGGGACCGUGUCCCAGCUCUGGAUCUACCCGAUCAAGUCCUGCAAGGGGGUGUCGGUGUGCGAGGCCGAGUGCACGGCCAUGGGGCUGCGCUGUGGCCACCUGCGUGACAGGUUCUGGCUUGUGGUCAAUGAAGACGGGAACAUGGUCACUGCCCGGCAGGAACCUCGCUUGGUCCUGAUUUCCCUGACCUGCGACAAUGACACCCUGACUCUCAGUGCAGCCUACACAAAGGACCUGCUGCUGCCCAUCACACCCCCCACCACAAACCCACUACUCCAGUGCAGAGUACACGGUCUGGAGGUGCAGGGCAGGGAUUGUGGAGAGGCGGCUGCUCAGUGGAUCACCAGCUUCCUGAAGACACGGCCCGUGCGCCUGGUGCACUUCGAGCCCCACAUGAGCCCCAGAAGUUCUCACCAGAUAAGGGCUCAGUUCCGGCCCAAGGACCAGGUGGCCUACUCAGAUGCAAGCCCAUUCUUGGUCCUUUCUGAGGCAUCCUUGGAAGAUCUCAACUCCAGGAUGGAGAAGAUAGUGAAAGCGACUAACUUCAGGCCCAACAUUGUCAUUUCAGGAUGUGGCGUUUACGCAGAGGAUUCUUGGAAUGAGCUCCUCAUUGGGGAUGUGGAACUCAAACGGGUGAUGGCUUGCACCAGGUGCCUUUUGACAACGGUGGAUCCGGACACCGGAGUCAUGGACGGGAAGGAGCCUCUGGAAACGCUGAAGAGUUACCGCCUGUGUGACCCUUCAGAACAAUCGUUGUAUGGAAAGCUGCCCCUCUUUGGACAGUAUUUUGCUCUGGAAAAUCCAGGGACGAUCAGAGUGGGAGACCCUGUGUACCUUCUGAGCCAGUGAUGGGAACUCCAUGUUCUGGGACAGCAGAUGUCUCUCAGAAACAUCUUCGAAACUGACAUCACUUGAAAUGAUUCUUCAGCUUUUUCUUUGAGUCUGUGAUUUCCAAGUUUUCCUCUUUCAGAUCUUCUGUCUCAGUGUUUUCUGGGUCCAGCACACAAAGCAGAGAAAUCCAGUCUUGCAAAUUUAGAAGGACUUCAUCGAGUUUCUUGAAGAAUGAAGGGAUUAUCAAAAUGCUCUGUUUAUAAUUAUGGAGUAAUUUUUCUACUUCUCAUUCUCUCGCCAAGGCAGCAGAUGUCCAUCAUCUCCCUACCCUUCUUUGGGGAGAGGAAAGAAGACAGGAGGAAGGCUGUAUAAGCCAGAAGAAUGUCCCAGAAUGUUUUGCUACCCCUGGACAUCAUGCAUACAAUGGAAAUUAAAUACUUUCCCAAGUAAGGUUGGAAUGAUGACAUUUUACUUUUUUCCUCAAGCCCAGGGCUGGCUUUCGAAGAGGCUUAAUAAAGAGUAAGCACUGGAGAGAUUAAUUUUUCCAUAGAUCCUCCUGAAUCCGUAGAAAGUGUCUGUAAAGACUUGAUGGAUCCUUUAACUCAAUGAACGCCUCUAAAAUGUCAGGGUACAAAACCAGCUCUCUAGAGCAUUCAGGCUGGCCCCCAGCUUUGUGAAAAGCAAGGAGAUUUUCUAUCCUUGAAGCAAAGCGUUGCACAUCCUACUAAGGAGUCAAGAUCUUUCCUAGUGUGUGGGGGCAAACAGUGACAUCAGAGAGGAACUCCCUGGGUGUCUAAGAUGAGAUUUGAUCUUGCCCAGGGAAAUGAUGGCUCUCCAUAGGAACAGAAUGAAAUGGCCCCAAGAGGGAAUGGCACCGUCUAGCGGUGGUGAAUGAUAGCUCAGCCCACUUUGAGUA
Peromyscus californicus insignis is the source of this 1995-nucleotide messenger RNA. It is a transcript of the gene Mtarc1, whose product is annotated as mitochondrial amidoxime reducing component 1. Bases 123 to 1097 code for a protein of 324 amino acids. The transcript has 7 exons. Gene Ontology annotation, biological process: nitrate metabolic process. The record is from RefSeq and is a predicted model, not a curated record. Gene Ontology annotation, cellular component: mitochondrial inner membrane. Gene Ontology annotation, molecular function: nitrate reductase activity; pyridoxal phosphate binding; molybdopterin cofactor binding. Lineage: Eukaryota; Metazoa; Chordata; Mammalia; Rodentia; Cricetidae.